AUGAAUCCAAGAAUCGAAAUCAAAAGGCCCGAGCCUACUUUCUGCGAACCCAUCGAAAUACGUGUGGCAGCUGUUUCUUCUAAUGGAACAGGACCAUUUUCCAAACCCCUUUCUAUUGAUGCACCACAGCCAAUUGUUAGUCCCAAACUAGAAGUAUCAGAGUUGGUUUACGUGUCCAACUCACCAAACGGUGGUGCUCUUUUUGCUGAUGGGGACGUUGAGAUAACGUUCAACUUCAAGGCCGAAGAGUGGACCCCAGGACUCCAGGAUUUGGAUGUAACACCAACGCUUUGGUUAGACAAAUGCGAGGAGCCGAGCCUGAAUCAAAGCAAGUUUCUUCCUACCUUUAAACAAGGCUCUGAUCCCGGCACUGUUGUGGUGAAGAAGAACAUAGCUCUCGAGGAUAAAGAUUCCAAUCUUUCACUUAAUAUCACUUUUACUCCCACUUUGAAAGAAAAUGAUACGCCAACCCUUUAUUACAAAGCAUUUUAUGGGGACGCACAGCCGUAUGCCGAGGGAGAGGAUACGAUGGACGAAGUGAACUUGACGCAUGUUAUUGGUUACGCUACUAACUGCAAGCAAUUUGACAGAAAUGGCUAUUAACAUGGUCGACUGAGGUUGAUCGUUGGAAUGAUAAUUGGAUUUGUACUACUUGUAGCAGUGGGUAUCAUUGCCUUGUUUUACUACAACAGAAAGGAGAAGAGAGACCUGCAGUUGAAAGAGUUAUACAGGGAAAAAAAGCCUCGAUAUGUCACUUUUCCAGAA
Molecule: messenger RNA, 765 nt
Organism: Strongylus vulgaris
Lineage: Eukaryota; Metazoa; Nematoda; Chromadorea; Rhabditida; Strongylidae
Source: the annotation of a GenBank genome assembly